Messenger RNA from Rubroshorea leprosula, 2666 nucleotides. The record is from the annotation of a GenBank genome assembly. NCBI's taxonomy places the organism in Eukaryota, Viridiplantae, Streptophyta, Magnoliopsida, Malvales, Dipterocarpaceae.
AUAUCACAUCCAUCUUCCAUACAAUAUUGAAACCAUCAUUAUGAGGGAAACUUUCCGUGCUAUGCUUGUUCUAGUUGUUGUAUUGUUCUUCGCAGCUGCAGAGCUUUGUUUCGGUCGGAACACGAGCUUUAGCUGUAUAGAAGGGGAGAGAGAAGCCCUCUUGAAGUUCAAACUAUGUUUCCAUGAUCCAUCUCAUAUGUUGUCUUCUUGGAAAGGCAAUGACUGUUGUGAAUGGAGAGGAGUAGGCUGUGACAAAAAUAACGAAUAUGUUGUCUCACUUCAAUUGAGGGGAUCAGUAUCUGAUCGACUUUAUUCGUACUUUAUUGGCGAUCAACAACCUCAAUUGUACUUGAUUGACCAUGUAGAGGAGGUUGUUUCAAGUUUGCUCAAGCUGAGAUACUUGGAACACCUGGACUUGAGCAACAAUAAUUUCAGUGGUGAUCUUAUUUCACCUUCCUUUGGCUUGAUGGAGCAAUUGAGAUACCUAAAUCUCUCUUAUGCGCAAUUCAGAGGGAGAAUUCCUAGUGAACUUGGAAAUCUUACAGGGCUUCAUGUUCUUGAUCUUUCUCAAAAUUAUUAUGGGAGAUUGAAGGUUGGGGAUGACAUUCAAUGGAUUUCUCGUCUCUCCUCUUUGCAACGACUUGAUAUGAGUGGAGUAAAUCUAAGCCAAGCCUCAUCAAACUUGUUGCAGUUAAGUCUGUCAAGCUGUUGUCUCAGAAAUUGUCACUUGCCAUCUCAGAACCAUCCCCUUAAUUUUACAUGGCUUAGCAAUAUUCAGCACUUAGAUCUUUCAGCUAACUUUUUUCAAGGUCCGAUACCUAUGUUUUUCCAAAACAUGACUUCCUUGAUAUUUCUUUAUCUUUCUAGAAAUCAAUUAAGUGAGAAUAUUCCAGAUAACAUCAGCCAACUUUCUAAGUUAAAGAGCAUUGAUCUUUCUAACAAUCAAUUGAGUGAGAGUAUUCCAAAUAGCAUCGGGCAACUUUCUAAGUUAGAGAGCAUAGAUCUUUCUAACAAUCAAUUGAGUGGGAGUAUUUCAAUUAGCAUCGGGCAACUUUUUAAGUUAGAGAGCAUAGAUCUUUUUAACAAUCAAUUGAGUGGGAGUAUUCCAGAUAGCAUCGGGCAACUUUCUAAGUUAGAAGGCAUGUAUCUUUAUGGCAAUCAAUUGAGUGGGAGUAUUCCAGCUAGUAUCGGGCAACUUUCUAAGUUAGUGGGCAUAGAUCUUUAUGGCAAUAAAUUGAGUGGGAGUAUUCCAGCUAGCAUUAGACAACUUUCUAAGUUAGCGAGUAUAGAUUUUGCUAGAAAUAAAUUGAAUGGGAGUAUUCCAGAUAGUAUAGGGCAACUUUCUAAGUUAAAGAACAUAUAUCUUUUUGGCAAUCAAUUGAGUGGAAGUAUUCCAACUAGCAUCGGGCAACUUUUUAAGUUAGAGGGAAUAUAUCUUUCUAUCAAUCAAUUGAGUGGAAGUAUUCCAGCUAGCAUUGGACAACUUCCUAAGUUAGAGGGAAUAUUUCUUUCUUACAAUCAAUUGAGUGGAAGUAUUCCAGCUAGCAUCGGGCAACUUCCUAAGUUAGUGAUAAUGGAUCUUUCUGGCAAUCAAUUUGGAACAGGAUUUCCUGAAUGGCUUCAAUUGCAAAAGAUAAAAAUCACGGUUGAUCUCUCUAAUGCUAGCAUCUCAGGUCCUCUUCCAGAAAACAUAAGUCUUAUGAUGCCAAUGUUGGAGGGAUUAUACCUUGCAAAUAACCUCAUGAAUGAUCUUGCAGAUAACAAUCUGAUAGGAAGAAUUCCUCCUUGUUUUGGAAAGUUUCCGAUUAUGGUGAAUGCAACACAAUUGAUCCAUGACAUGGAUUAUGCAUAUUGGGAUGAGGUCACUUUGAUGGAGGUUGUGAAAGGAAGAUACCUUGAGUAUACAAAACAAACUCUGAGAUUUGAGAUUAGUAUAGAUCUUUCAAGUAACAAUCUAACAGGAUUCAUACCAGAGGAGCUAAUUUUUCUUAAGGAUUUGCACAAUUUGAAUCUGUCUUGGAAUCAUCUUUCAGGAAAGAUCCCUGAGAAAAUUGGACAAAUGGAGAAUUUGGAAUCUCUUGAUUUCUCCAAGAAUGGCCUCUCAGGAAAAAUCCCGAACAGUUUGUCAAAUUUAACUAAGUUAAGCCACCUCAACUUGUCCAACAACAACUUGUCAGGGCUAAUUCCAACAGGUUAUCAGCUCCAAACACUUGAAGAUCCAACCAUAUAUGCAGGCAAUCCUCAACUCUGUGGAGCUCCACUCCUGAAGAAUUGCUCAAAUGAUGCACUGCCUCCGACAAUCACCAACUUCAAGGACAAUGAUGAAAUUGCACUUGAAAGAAUGUGGUUUUACAUUGUGGUGAUGUUAGGCUUUGCAAUUGGUUUUUGGGGAGUCGUGGGAACUUUGAUUUUUGUGAGAAGUUGGAGAUAUGCUUAUUUUCAAAGGCUGGAUGAUGUCCAACAUUGGAUACUUAUGGUUAUAACAUUGAAGGUGGCAAGAUUCAAAAAGAUGUUCAAUGGCAACCAAGAUAAUCAGUGAGUUAUAUAUAGAGUAUGUUGUUGUUGCUACAUUUAUUAUUAAGUUAGUUAGACAACCCCAUGUUGUAGGGUAUGGUGUCAAGUCUAACUUUGAAUGGCCCAACAUUGAAUAAGCCAAUUUUAAAUGA